GGGUCGGACCCGAGCCGCGCGGCGGCCGCGUGCGCCCUCCUCCUCCUCCUCCUCCUCCUUCUCCCGCCCCUCCGCUCACCCCGGGGCCGCCCGACCUGCCCGGCCGGUUCUCCGGGAGACGCGGCCGCCCUUUUCAGCCCGAGCCGGGGACUCGGGUACCGCCCCUGCCCGGCGGUCCCGGGUUGCCGGGUGGCGCUGUCGCCGCAGACGACCCCGAAACGAGUGAAUUAGCUAAGAAGGGAAAGGGCUUCCUCUUGCCUCUCGCUUCCCUCGUCUCUGGGAGUAGCGAGCGAGGAGGAGAAGCCGGUGAUUACCCUAUGGAAAGCGGCUCCACAAGGAAUUUAGCUUCGCGUAAAUAAAUAAAACUGCUUUGCCAAGACGAAAGCCGUUCAGCAACUUUACGUCCCAGGUUUUACGAAGCAUGACGAUUCUCUUUCAGUGUUUGGAUAAACUGAGAGUUGUUUUUCCUUCAUUCAGGGCCGACUACUGGAAGUCACAACCAAAGAAAUUCUGUGAUUACUGCAAGUGCUGGAUAGCAGACAACAGGCCUAGUGUUGAAUUUCAUGAAAGAGGAAAGAAUCACAAGGAAAAUGUGGCCAAGAGGAUCAGUGAGAUUAAACAGAAAAGCCUGGAUAAGGCGAAGGAAGAAGAAAAGGCGUCCAAGGAGUUUGCUGCGAUGGAGGCAGCUGCCCUGAAGGCAUACCAGGAGGAUCUGAAACGGCUUGGCUUAGAGUCAGACAUUUCAGAGCCAAGUAUAUCACCAGUGACCAGCACUGUCCAGCCCACUUCUACAUCAACACAGCAGAAAGAGAAGAAGAAGAAAAAGGAAAAGAAAAAGAAAGACUCUUUGAAGGGUAGAUGGGUAGAAGGUGUAACGGCUGAUGGUCACUGUUACUAUUACGAUCUCAUCACAGGAGCAUCUCAGUGGGAGAAGCCAGAAGGAUUUCAAGGGAACUUAAAAAAGACAGCAGCAAAGGCCAUUUGGGUAGAGGGUUUAAGUGAAGACGGUUACACCUAUUAUUAUAAUACAGAAACAGGAGAAUCCAAAUGGGAAAAACCUGAUGAUUUCAUCCCACACACUGGUGAUGUGCCAUCUAGUAAGGACAAUGAAAAGUCACCUGACACCCUAGAAGACUUCACAUCGUCAGAUUCUCACAGUGAUUCUGAUGGUGAACAGAAGAAAGUAGGAGAGGCCUCUGUGGAAACGAAGAAACUAAUAAUCAAAUUUAAGGAAAAAAAUAAAAGUACUGAGAAAAAAACUGACCCAGAAGUACAAAAAGAAAAAAGUACCCCAAAACAGAAUCCAUCAAAUACAAACGAAGAAAAAUCCAAAACUCUUAAGAAAUCAACGAACCCUUAUGGGGAAUGGCAAGAAAUUAAACAAGAGGCUGAGUCUCAGGAAGAGGUCGAUUUGGAACUUCCAAGCACUGAGAGCGAAUGCCUGUCAACCUCAGAAGCCGCUGUUGGAGAAAUCAAAGUGGUAUUUAAAGAGAAAACAGUCUCUUCUCUGGGAGCUGCAGCAGACGGGGUGGCUCCAGUCUUCAAAAAGAGAAGAAUUGAAAAUGGGAAAUCCCGGAAUUUGAGGCAGCGAGGGGGUGAUGAGUGAGUGCACAGCCUUGGACCGCUGAGGACAGAGGAGACGUGCCCUUUCCAAGCUUCUCAGUGUUUUGAGUACUGUAGUGCUGCAGUUUACAUUUAUGCUAAAUGUAUUUUAUGUGAAUCAAAAUAAAUCUUUUCAUGUGAAA
Messenger RNA from Onychomys torridus (southern grasshopper mouse), 1745 nucleotides. RefSeq names its product WW domain binding protein 4 (gene Wbp4). The coding region runs from base 422 to 1606 and encodes 394 amino acids. Gene Ontology annotation, biological process: mRNA splicing, via spliceosome. The record is from RefSeq and is a predicted model, not a curated record. Gene Ontology annotation, cellular component: precatalytic spliceosome; nucleus. Gene Ontology annotation, molecular function: protein binding; RNA binding; zinc ion binding. NCBI's taxonomy places the organism in Eukaryota, Metazoa, Chordata, Mammalia, Rodentia, Cricetidae. The transcript has 9 exons.